Messenger RNA from Colossoma macropomum (tambaqui), 2880 nucleotides. It is a transcript of the gene cyp26a1, whose product is annotated as cytochrome P450 26A1. The record is from RefSeq and is a predicted model, not a curated record. Gene Ontology annotation, molecular function: heme binding; oxidoreductase activity, acting on paired donors, with incorporation or reduction of molecular oxygen; monooxygenase activity. The coding region runs from base 1032 to 2591 and encodes 519 amino acids. NCBI's taxonomy places the organism in Eukaryota, Metazoa, Chordata, Actinopteri, Characiformes, Serrasalmidae. The transcript is spliced from 6 exons. Gene Ontology annotation, biological process: sterol metabolic process.
GAUCAUUUUCUUUACAGUGGUGGGGAUAGGAACCAGGGGUUGUGAUGUCUACAAGACAAAUAGUUGUAUUUGCUAUCCAAACAACAUGUGAACCCACAUAUCUUUUGAGUUGUUACAUGUAGUGUUGAUAAUGGUAGAACAGUGAUAAAUCUGAAGAAUUAAGCUUUAUUUGGGGAUUAUUUUCUCUUACAAUGCCCCACCUAUGGACCUGCAAAUAUAUUUUAGAUCAUUUCAAAACUAUUCUGUAACAACAACAUCUCAGGCAUUAGGUCACCGUUUAAUGAACUGAAAAAGUUGGCUUUUAGAGGCAUUAAACACUACACGUCAUCUGAGUUUUAAAUGUGAUGUUGAUGAUGGUAAAAUAGGCAGAAAUCUGAAAAAAAAAAUCUUUGGGGGCUAUUUUGCCUUGUAACACCCCGCAUGCACCCCCUCCACGAUGAAUGGAUUAAAAUAAAUGAAUUAAAAUACAUUUUAAGCCAAAAACCUCACAAAACUAUGGCCAUCUUACCAUUACAUGUAAUAACUUUAUGUGAGGGAGCUUUCAGAGGUGGACGCCUGGUUCCUAUUACCACCACUGUGAACAAUUCUGACUCGGUAAGUUUCUCUAGAACGGAGCAUUUCACAUCAGACCACUCUGAGCGACUUUGUUUACACCUCAACCAUUUAAUUAUGCAGAUUUUUUUUAAUUGGUGGAGUUCCCCUUUAAAGCCCAAAGAAGCCAAGCUCUUUCGCCUUUGUGUUGGGAGGGGGGGCAUUAACACCUUUUCAAAGUGCAAAUCCUCUGGAUUGUCUGGGCUUCUACAAGAGGUGCUGCUAUUAAAAUACGCCUAUAACAAAUGGCGCAGAGUUUUAAAGUAGAGGCGGCUCCUUGGCACCGUGGGGCGGGGCGACACCCACACCGCAAUUAAAGAUGAACUUUGCGUGAACUAAUUUAUCUGAGCAAGGUAACAGGAGGCCGAGACGCAGGGAAUGGGUAUAAAAGGGGUGAGACCUUCGCAGUUCACAGCCAACAGUCUCUCAAAUCUCUUACUAUGGGUUUGUACACUUUACUGGUAACCUUGCUCUGCACGGUGGUGCUCCCGGUCCUGCUCUUUCUGGCCGCGGUGAAGCUGUGGGAGGUGUUGGUAGUCAGAGGGAUUGAUCCGGGCUGUGGAAGCCCCCUUCCUCCAGGGACCAUGGGCUUACCGUUCAUUGGAGAGACACUGCAGCUCAUCCUGCAGAGGAGGAAAUUUCUCCGAAUGAAGCGACAGAAAUACGGAUUUAUCUACAAAACGCACCUAUUCGGUAACCCCACUGUCAGAGUGAUGGGCGCUGAUAACGUGAGGCAGAUUCUGCUGGGGGAGCACAAACUUGUUGCCGUUCAGUGGCCAGCAUCGGUCAGGACCAUCCUGGGCUCUGAUACGCUCUCCAACGUCCAAGGCAGCCAGCACAGGAAUAAGAAAAAGGCGGUGAUGAAGGCUUUCUCUCGGGAUGCUCUGGAGCACUACAUCCCGGUAAUCCGGGAGGAGGUGCGGAGUGCCGUGCAGGACUGGAUGCAGCGCGUCCCCUGCGUGCUCGUCUACCCGGACAUGAAGCGCCUCAUGUUCCGCAUUGCCAUGAGGAUCCUCCUGGGCUUCGAGCCAGAGCAGAUCAAGACUGACGAGCAAGCGCUGGUUGAAGCUUUUGAGGAAAUGAUCAAGAACCUGUUCUCCCUUCCCAUUGACGUCCCCUUCAGCGGCUUAUAUCGGGGCCUGAAAGCACGAAACUUUAUCCACGCCAAAAUAGAGGAGAACAUCAAAAAGAAAAUCCAAGAUGGCGACAACGAAAACGAGCCAAUACACAAGGACGCGCUUCAGUUGUUGAUAGAAAAUAGCAGAAAGAGUGACGAGCCGCUUAGCAUGCAGGCGAUGAAGGAGUCAGCAACUGAACUUCUCUUUGGAGGCCAUGAGACCACGGCUAGCACAGCAACCUCUCUGGUGAUGUUCCUGGGGCUGAAUCCUGAGGUGGUUCAGCGAAUUAGAGACGAGCUGAAAGAGAAGGUAAGACCUUUUACCUCUGUGGAACACAUUUUGUGUGACAAAUUAUGGAUGGACACUGAGCCGCUCUUCUUUCUCCCACAGGACGUUUUAAGUAUGCACUCACCUGGAAAGGCUCUAAAUAUGGAGCUACUAGAACAACUCAAGUACACUGGGUGCGUCAUCAAGGAAACCCUCAGGAUUAAUCCACCUGUACCUGGGGGAUUCCGCGUGGCACUCAAAACCUUCGAACUUAAUGGCUACCAGAUUCCUAAAGGCUGGAAUGUCAUUUACAGCAUUUGUGAUACACAUGAUGUCGCAGAUGUCUUCCCUAACAAAGAGGAAUUCCAGCCAGAGCGAUUCAUGACCAAAGGCUUGGAGGACAGUUCCAGGUUUAACUACAUCCCCUUUGGAGGAGGUUCCAGAAUGUGUGUGGGCAAAGAGUUUGCCAAAGUGCUGCUCAAGAUAUUUUUAGUUGAGCUAGUACAGCAGUGCAACUGGACACUUUUGAAUGGACCGCCAACAAUGAAAACAGGCCCAACUGUGUACCCUGUGGACAAUCUUCCCACAAAGUUCAGCCCUUACAUCAGCAAUUAGUCCAUUAAAUCGGCUAUAAGAUGCUAACAUGAGCAUUGUACAUAGGCAUAUUUUAAUUUUCUAGAUGAAAUGUGAUGUAUGACAUUUUUAUAUUUGGUUUAUAUAAUAAAUCUGUAUAUAAAUCCAUUUUUAACAAAGGGCACUACUCUUACAUGGAUCGCUGUAUUUCUAUGAGGUAUCUGUGAUGUAUAUUUGUAAUGUAGCUUUGUUUUUAUAUAUAUUUAGUGUUUUGUACUGAAUGCAACUUAUUUAAAUUACUCUUUGCUGUAUGGACUUUAUUUAAUAAAAC